Messenger RNA from Halteromyces radiatus, 3370 nucleotides. Its product is annotated as Sec23/Sec24 trunk domain-containing protein. The coding region runs from base 22 to 3300 and encodes 1092 amino acids. The transcript is spliced from 14 exons. Gene Ontology annotation, biological process: endoplasmic reticulum to Golgi vesicle-mediated transport; intracellular protein transport; COPII-coated vesicle cargo loading. Gene Ontology annotation, cellular component: endoplasmic reticulum exit site; COPII vesicle coat. NCBI's taxonomy places the organism in Eukaryota, Fungi, Mucoromycota, Mucoromycetes, Mucorales, Cunninghamellaceae. The record is from RefSeq and is a predicted model, not a curated record. Gene Ontology annotation, molecular function: zinc ion binding; SNARE binding.
UUUUUUUUGAUUUAACACUGUAUGUUACUUUUUUUUUUCUUUCUCAAUUUCCUUUUUGCUUUCUUGUCUUUUAUUUGUACAGUUGUGUGUCAAAUGAAUAAUGGAAUACCACCUAACUCGUCUCCCUCACUUGCCAAUCCGACGCAACCUGUUAGUCGACAAGGUACACCUCAAUCUUAUCGACCACCAACCAACCCUAUGAUGCAUCAACAAUCUCCAGGACGACCUACCCAACAAACCUUUGUCCCGCAACCAGCUGGUGCUUUACCUAUCCGUCCGCAAACACCACCAUUGCCAGUAGGUCAUCCACAGUAUGCCACCCCGCGCCCACAAUUUCCAACUGGAUUUGUUCAACAACAACAACAGCAACAACAGCAACAUUUACAGCAACAUUUACAGCAACAUUUACAGCAACAUCCUCCAGUUCCUAUUCCUCCUUCUCAUCAAAUGCAACAACGACCACCUUCACCUUUUGGUAGUCAACAACAUUCUGGCCGUGGUGGAAUGUCUCCUUCGGUAGUGUCUGUACCUGUUGCCAACUCACCAGCUGCUCCCGUUCAUCAACUUCAAAGUAUGACACCUCGACAAGGCUCACCUGUGCCCAGCCAGCAAGCUCCUUUGCAGACAGAGGGAUCCUUUUCUCAACCUCAGCAAUCAAGGCCUGGUCGUAGUAAACGUGUUUACCCUACUCAAGGUAUCGAAACAGCCAACAAUAUUCCACCUACUCCUCCACCGAAAACAGAACCUGCUAUACAGUCACUCAAUUCAGCUCCUCAACAGCUUCAUUCACGACAAGCAGCCGCUCAGUAUCAACACAAUCAACAACAACAACAACAGCAACAACCUCACGGUGGAUACCCCUAUCGACCAAUAACACCAACCAGUAUCGUCGGAGCAACAACCCCAGGACCUACCCCACCACCAAAGAACAAAAUUGAUCCUAAUCAAAUUCCUGCUCCUACAACUGCACAAAUGAAAGAUCAAGAUCUUUAUCAACAACAAGAAUAUGGAACGUGUUCCAAAGAACCAAUGCCACUAGCUUGUACGGAUUUCAAAGUGAUUGAUCAAGGAAACAGCAACCCACGAUUCAUUCGUAGUACUCUCAAAGAAAUUCUCAAAACUGCCGAUUUAUUACGUGAUACCAAGUUACCCUUUGGAUUAGUAGUUCAACCUUUGGCGAAAUUGCAUGCUCAAGAUCAACCUGUGAUUUUUGCUCCCACUACUGAAGAAGGCCCUGUUCGAUGUCUCCGAUGUAAAGCCUAUAUUAAUCCAUGGUGUACCUUUAUUGAUGCUGGACGAAAAUUCACCUGUAAUCUUUGCGGAUUUGAUAAUGAUGUACCUGCCGAGUACUAUAGUCCUUUGGAUAUGACAGGAAGACGAAUGGAUAUGGAUCAUAGACCUGAAUUGCAACGUGGUACAAUUGAAUUCCAAGUACCAAGGGAAUAUUGGACAAGAGAACCUUCUCCUCUUCACAUUGUCUUUGCUAUCGAUGUCACUUGGAGUGCUAUUCAAAGUGGAAUGCUACAAACGUUUUGUGAAGCCCUCAAGACAAUCCUAUAUCAAGAUAACAAACUAGAUCCUCACAUCAAGAUUGCCAUUCUAACCUAUGAUACUACUGUUCAUUUCUACAACUUGAAUUCGUCUUUAGCUCAAGCAUCCAUGCUAGUCGUAUCCGAUAUUGAUGAUAUAUUUCUUCCUUUGCAUGAUGGCGUCUUUGUAAACCCUCAAGAAUCACGGUCUAUUAUCGAAGAACUAUUGGAUUCCUUGCCUAAUCUUUUUGCUGAUAACAAGAAACCCUCAGCUGUAUUUUCACCUGCAAUCAAAAGCACUUUAGCCUCUCUGAAAUCUACUGGUGGAAAGGUUUGUAUCUUCCAAACUCUUCUCCCAACCUAUGGACCUGGUUCUCUGAAAAACCGUGAUGAUGUCAAACUGUAUGGUACGGAUAAGGAAAAGCAGCUGUAUACCCCACAAGACAAUGCUUAUUAUGAUUUAGGAAAAGAAUGUGUUAUGAAUGGCAUUUGUGUUGAUCUCUGGCUAUUCCCUCUUCAAUCAUAUGUUGACGUUAGUACUCUCGGUAUCUUAUCUGCUCUGACUGGUGGUGAUACCCAUUAUUUCCCUGACUUUGACAAGACUCGAUCUGGUCAUAUAUUUGUAUCUGAUUUGGCACAUAGCCUGGAACGAGAACAAGGAUAUAAUGGUGCUCUACGUCUUCGAUGUUCAAAUGGUCUUGUUGUUAAAGAUCAUUACGGAAACUUUUAUAUGGACAAUGCAACUGAUAUCGAACUGGGUGGAAUGGAUGCAGACAAAUCAUUUGGAUUUUCUAUUGGUUAUGAUGGUAAAUUAACUGACAAUGGUGAAGCUUACUUCCAGUGCGCUUUAUUAUACACUACGCAAAAAGGUGAACGACGGGUUCGUGUACACAAUCUAUCUAUUCCAGUAUCAACUACUGUUGGAGCAACUUUCAAGCAGGCCGAUUUUGAUACUGCCAUUAACUUGAUCACAAAACGAGUUGUAACGGAUACUGCCAAACGGGAUAUUGAAACGAUUUCAAAAAAUUUAGACAAGGAAUGUGUCAAUAUAUUGACAGCUUACCGAAAAUUCUGUGCUUCAUCAGCUGCUCCAGGUCAACUCAUCUUACCAGAAUCCUUCAAAACACUUCCUUUAAUUGGACUAUCAUUGAAGAAAUCGCAAAUUUUACGAAAAGACUUGUCUUUGAAAGCUGACUAUCGUGUUCAUUGUAUGCGCAAAUUGAAAAGUAUGGGUAUAGCUGGUACAACAAAAUGGUUUUAUCCUACGAUGAUUAAGUUAGAUUUAUGGGUGACACUUAAUCCUGAAAAUGGAAGCUAUACGAAUAUAUGGCCACUGGAACGACUCUCUUAUUCACGACUAUCAAGUAAUGGUAUCUAUUUAAUUGAUACUGAUGAUACACGAUAUAUUUGGGUUGGAAACAAUAUAUCAAAAGAAAUACUUGAAGGACUUUUUGGUGUAGUUCAGUUGGAUCAAGUGAAUCCUCAUAUGGUUGAAUUACCAAAGUUGGACAAUGAUUUAUCACGACGUUAUCAUAUACUUUUGGAUGGAAUUAAAAAACAAAGAAUAUGGGCACCUAGGCUUUACGUGAUUCGUCAAGGUAUGGAUAUAGAAAACGAAUUUAUCAAGAUCAUGGUAGAAGAUGAAACAUUUGGUCAAAUGAAUUAUGUGGAUCAUCUUUGUCUUAUUCAUAAACAAAUUCAAACGGAACUGGAGAAGGAUAAGCAAGAAACUUUUGUAGCUAGUACUAGUUAUUGGGCCCAUAGAUAUUAGAAUAAUAAAAAAAAAAAGGAUAUUUUAUAAUAAAGAUAUAUUUUAUACCAUCUUGUGGUUGCAUGAAAAA